UUAUAGCUAGGCUCAUUUUCAAUAAUAAAACUAUUUCAAUAAUAUUGUACAGAUAUUUUACAAAUCAGAAAAUUAAAUAUAACACAUUUUCAAAAUAAGCACAUCCAUCCAUCCAUUUUCUACCGCUUGUCCCUUUUGGGGUCUUUGUCACGCCAAAGUUCUUCCCUCUACAAAAACCUUCCCUCCCCCAUUUACUUCCGGGGCUGCGUCCAAUAAAAUCACAAAGUUGCCGGGGGUCCUUAACCUGCACGCGACAGUCCUGUUUCGUGCCUGUACAAAUACAAAACCAUAAUCGAUUUCUUCAGAUUCCAGCAGCUGUCAAAGACAAAGAAUCCUUCCAGCGACGGGCAGUCAAAGCCGAAGUGCUAUCGAUCGCUGUCAAUGACGUCACGUGACCGGCCGAGUAUUGUCCAGCGGAUAAAAGUCAAGAUGUUUUGUCGGCGAGGACCCAUUUCCCAGUAACGGACGUCCCUUUUAUUUUUAAAUCCUGGACUCUGUGGAUCAGAGGACUCUUCUGGCAACUUCAGCUGGUUGGGCGGAGGAGAGCGUCGCAUCGCCACGGCAACAAGAGCUGAAAGGGAUGGAGAGGUGUGAGUCAGUCAGCAGCGUCAGUGACUCGUCAAUCAACAUGACGACUGUCAGUCUCAACAUGGAGAGGUUUCACUUCCUGGGGGUCAACAUCGUCGGCCAAGACGACGACAGCGGUGACGGCGCCAUCUACAUCGGGUCCAUCAUGGAGGGCGGGGCCGUGGCGGCGGAUGGACGCAUCGAGCCGGGCGACAUGUUGCUGCAGGUAAACGACGUUGACCUGGAGAACGCCACAAGCGAGGACGCCGUACGAGUCCUCCGAGACGUCGUCCGUCAGCCCGGGCCGGUGACGUUAACGGUGGUCAAGUGUUGGCCCGCGAGUGUUUUCAGGCCGCCAAAAGGUGAGCCGGUCCGCCCAAUUGACCCCGCCUCCUGGGUGUCCCACACAACCGCCAUGGCCGGGAAGCUCCUCCCCCAUUACGGCCAAGACGAGCGGCUGAGCGUCCACAGCGACAUGGCGGCCGUUGUCAUGGCGAUGACCAACCCGGAAUCGGGCGUGGAGGUCCGGGACAGGAUGUGGAUCAAGAUCAUCAUCCCGAACGCAUUCAUCGGUUCGGACGCGGUCCAAUGGCUGCACCAGAACCUCCGGGGCUUCACGGACCGCCGGCAGCCUGGCAGGUACGCCGCCAAGCUGCUGAAGCGCGGCUACAUCCGCCACGCUUUCAACAAGGUGACCUUUUCGCAGCAGCGCUACUACGUCCUCGGAGAUCUGUCCGUGACGGCGCCGCGGGACCGACGCGACGACGCCUACCCGUGGCCCCUCCCACGGCCGGCCUUGGAAGCAGGAAGUCACAGCAACGGCAAGGAGGCGGCUGAAUAAACAGGAAGUGACAAAGACCGGCCCAAUCAGUGUCCGACACCGGGGAUCGACGCAUGGAUUUAUGCAAAUAAGGCUCCUAUGACAUCAUCAACUAGUACCGUAUUUUUCGGACUAUAAGUCGCAGUUUUUUUCAUAGUUUGGCCGGGGGUGCAACUUAUACUCAGGAGCGACUUAUGUGUGGAAUUAUUGACACAUUAGCGUAAAAUAUCAAAUAAUAUUAUUUAGCUCAUUCACGUAAGAGACUAGACGUAUAAGAUUUCAUGGGAUUUAGCGAUUAGGAGUGACAAAUUGUUUGGUAAACGUAUAGCAUGUUCUAUAUGUUAUAGUUAUUUGAAUGACUCUUACCAUAAUAUGUUACGUUAAUAUACCAGGCACCUUCUCAGUUGGUUAUUUAUGCCUCAUAUAACGUACACUUAUUCAGCCUGUUGUUCACUAUUCUUUAUUUAUUUUAAAUUGCCUUUCAAAUGUCUAUUCUUGGUGUUGGCUUUUAUCAAAUACAUUUCCCCAAAAAAUGCAACUUAUACUCCAGUGCGACUUAUAUAUGUUUUUUUCCUUCUUUAUUAUGCAUUUUCGGCCGUUGCGACUUAUACUCCGGAGCGACUUAUACUCCGAAAAAUACGGUAAUUAUAACUACACAAUACAGAAACAAAUAAAAGCAUCAAUAGGAAAACAAACAAACAACUUACAGUUCCAGAAUAAUAAUUACCAUAUAAAUAUAUAACCAAACAAAAAUCAUCCAUAAGCAAACUAAUUUACAGACUCAGAUAAAAUAUUGCUUUCCUUUUAAAAACCUGUUUACUUUCAAUGCCGGUGAGAGUUCGAGGCAGGUUAUUCCAGAGCGAUACAGAUCUAUAAUUAAAAGAUUUCCGCAAAGCAUUCUUCCUGGGACGAGGGAGUACAAAAUGCCCCUCACUAGACGCCCUGGUAUUAUGAUUAUGUAUAGUGCUACUGUAAACUAUUUGGGCCAUGAGAAAAGCAGGAGUUUUACUUGCGGUUACUGAUUUGAACAAUAUUAGAAUAUUAGCUGACAACCUGUUCUGCACUGUUAGCCAGGAAAGAGAAGCAUGCAUUUGGUUAACAUUGAUAACCGUGCAUUUUUGCAUUUUGGAUGAACAUUUUUUUCGAUUUUUCUGUUUAUCUGGAACAAUUAAAACCCUGUUCGUUCUAUUUCCUACAGAGCCCCUAUAUCAGUGGUUCUCAAACUUUUUUUUGUCAUCCCCCACUUUGGACAAGGGGGAGUUUUCAAGCCCCACCUGCCCCCAUCGCCCCAACAGAAAGCUAAUGCCAAGCUUAACAUUUUCAAAUUUA
Molecule: messenger RNA, 2716 nt
Organism: Entelurus aequoreus (snake pipefish)
Lineage: Eukaryota; Metazoa; Chordata; Actinopteri; Syngnathiformes; Syngnathidae
Product: segment polarity protein dishevelled homolog DVL-3-like
Exons: 12
Coding region: 581-1408 (275 amino acids)
Biological process (GO): intracellular signal transduction; canonical Wnt signaling pathway
Cellular component (GO): cytosol
Molecular function (GO): frizzled binding
Source: RefSeq, a predicted model, not a curated record